Molecule: messenger RNA, 10245 nt
Organism: Rhizopus microsporus ATCC 52813
Lineage: Eukaryota; Fungi; Mucoromycota; Mucoromycetes; Mucorales; Rhizopodaceae
Exons: 13
Coding region: 1-10245 (3414 amino acids)
Biological process (GO): fermentation
Cellular component (GO): membrane
Source: RefSeq, a predicted model, not a curated record
AUGACAACAGAUGAGACAGUUUAUGGCGUACAAUCUUGGAAGUACUUUUGGUUAUUUGUCGCUUAUUGCAUUGUUGUCUUGAUCGUAGCUGUCUUCUUUUUAUUCUACUCUAAUCGCAUACUUGCUCGAAUAUUAACUUUUAUAAUCAAUCAAUACACAUGGAGACAAUAUAAUGCAUACAUUCAAAUUGAUUCAAUACGUGUUACUUUAUUGGGUGGUCGAAUAUUAUUUAAGAAUCUAAGAUAUACAUCAAAUAAUGCAUCUAUUUCAAUUGUCAAAGGCCACAUUGCUAUAAAAUAUUGGUUAUUUAAUGUUCGUGAUAAUAAUAAUGAUGAAGAGGAUAAAACAGGAAAAGAUUUACCAUGCAGAAUUGUUUGUAAUUUUGAGGGAUUGGAGUACUUUAUCUAUAAUAACAUACCAGCUUAUGAUAAAUUAAAGGACAUCCUUGGUUUAUCAACUACAACAACUGCCACUAGAAACAGUUCAGGAACAAGUUUUGAACAGCUCAAUUAUGAUCAAACAUUCAGUACUGAUCUGUCCAGUUCACAUACUUCAUUAUUUGAAAGGCUAUUGCCUAUUCAAUUUGAAUGCACAAAAGGCGCAGCAUUGAUUGGCAAUAUGGAAUUGAAGACGAUACUAGUAUUUCAGAUGGUGCAAGCCAAUGGGAUAUAUAGUAUAGCCAAAUCUCGCUCAUCAAUGGAUUGCUACAAGACUACUAUAGAUUUUGCAGUAAGAAAACCACAGAUCAGUUUAAAGGACAAUGUAGAUUUUAGUCAAGCCCAUAAUAUGGAAGACGAGAUGAAGGACAAGGAUCAGUCGAGCUUCUUCCGUAGGCUGUUAAAACCAAUCCAGCAAUUGUUUAUAGGUCAUACUUCUCAAUUUUCAGAAAUACGACAUAUGAAAAAUAUGAUGAGUCAUGUAGCACACAAUGACGAAAGUGAUAGUGUAGAUUGUGAAUAUGCUAGAGUCAGUAAUGUGUUUGAAUGUAACGAUAUGGUACUCACUUAUUAUAUGGACUAUGCUGGACCUGUACCAUCCACAUCAUCUGAUUCUGAUAUGAUCGGAAACGGAGGUUUACCUCCAGAAUGGGGUAUACGCAUCUCGCUGUGGGACGCAACCAUUCAUUAUGGCCCUUGGGCAGAUAGACAAAGAAUCGUCAUGCAAAAUUAUUUCUUCCCUAAUGCUCACCGCAACAGUACGCCUACACCUAAAUUAGUACCAGGUCAGCAAAGGAUACCCAUAUGCUUCGAGACGUAUAUUGAAUUUAUGAAUGAUGGUAAAUUAAAGGUACCAACACGUGAAAAGACAAAGGACUGGAGGUACACCUCGGGACAGCCAGACCUCGACAUUAGUUCCGAUGGAAACUACACUAGACCAUAUGGCUGGUUUAACAUUAAGGCCGGGGAAGGAUCAUUCGUGAGAUUGAUUACUCCAAUGGUGAUCGGACCAGAAGGAACCAUGAAUACGGUAGAUGUUGUUUUGAGGGAGACUGAUAUUACGACCAGUGUCAACUAUGCUUCGUUUAUCCUAUCACCAAAAAUUGAAAUUCAGUGCAGAAUGCCUGUACCAUUACAGUGGAAUGGUUAUAGACGAUGGGACUUUAAGAUUUUACCCAAACGUGCUACUAUAUUUUUAUUAAGAGAUCAUAUCUACUUGUUACAAGAUACAGUCAGAGAUUGGGGAUCAACGCCACCACCGGACCUGUUGCAUUUCACGCCUACCGAAUACACUUUACAUUUCAAUCUGGAACAUCCCAGUAUAUACCUCUGCGUAAACGAACAUAAUGUGAUCAAUAACCCCAACUCGAUAGAAGAUAAUGCAUUCUUGAAGUUACAAGCUUACAAGUUAAAAGUGGAUGCUGUACUGCCGUUCACUGACUUCCAGCCGGAGAUCAAUACGAUCAAAUUUAAUGUCGCUAUUGACCACGGAAGCGCUGGAUUAUCCCUUCAAUCAUCACACACACUCAAUGCUUUUCUGAACGAAGCAGACGCACAGACAGCCGCUGUUGUCCAGUUGAAUAUCGAUGGUUCCUAUGAAGCUUAUAGUACUGUCGACGUUGCUCGUCAUAUUGAGUCAUGCAACCUUCAUAUAAAGAUGAAUAGUGCCAAGGUCAAGUUAUUUGGUACAUUAAUUCGAUAUCUUUUGUUGCUCAAGGACAAUUACUUUGGUGCUUGGGAUCAUUUCUCUACCAUUGAUGAGUAUAGGAAACAAAGAAAAAACCAUCAGGAAUGGUUGGCACAGAAAAAGAAACAGGCAGAUGCAAAGCCUACUUCAGAUCCAUUCGAAGUAUAUAUGCUGCUGGAGCUAGAGGAUGGUGUAUUAUUACUUCCUGAAAACCUAUAUGAAUGCUCUCGUUACUCACAGGUGGAGUUUCAAGAGUUACAGGUUGAGUUAAGGAAUCUGGAUGUCUAUAUGGAUUUUUAUGUCAACAUCAGCCCUAUUACACUAAGUCGAAACAUUAAUCCUUAUGCUCAACAAGGCGAAGAGCAUUUUAGAAUUAAGCAUGCCCGUGUUCCGAAGAAUAGUAUAUUCAUUGAUGGCCUAAGUAUUUACUCUCAUCGUCUGUUUGGUCCUCUACCAUUGUCCUCAACCUACCUAUGUCAUUAUGAACUAGAUAUAGGACGAAUUACUGGCGAGAUCAAGCCAUCCUUCUUACUCGGCCUUGCAUGUUUUGGGCAGUCGUUUGCCUAUAACCUAAUUGACGAAGAUAAUGCAGUCCCUCCUGAAUUACGAUCGGCAUCACUCCCUGACGUGACAUUCCUAAAAGUUUAUGUUCAAGAAAUAGACGUUUGUUUGAUGAGCUUAAAUAGUGCUACAAAUAUUCAUCUAAGUGAUGGAAUCUUGCUAGAGUUUGAUAAUCUGAUCAACCAUAAAUACAGCGAAAGGAUCACACUUAAAAUACCUUUUAUUGUAACUCGAUGUCUUGCCAAUGCAGAGCAAACACGAGGUGAUGGUAUCGAAAAUGAUUACCCCUGGGCAGAGGUUGCGAAGGCUGACAUGAGUCUUAACAUAACAGUCUUGAGGCAUACUGCAGAAUGGAAGAGAAAACGUGCUGAGCAACAAAAAUAUGUUCGUUCGCAAGAUUAUCUGACGCGUCGUUGCGUUCGAUUAUAUGAAGAGGAAGAAGACGACUAUAAGUCCCAAUAUUCUAAAUCAUCUAUGCCGUCCACUACUGAUCAUCAUGUUGGUGUACUAUAUGCACCGUCAUAUAGACCAUUUGUAUCUGGGCGAGCGGAUGAUAAGUCUGCACCUAUCGAUAUGACUGCUAGCUCAACUAACCUUUCUACAGAAACGGUUAAAACCCAUCAAGGAAGAUAUAGAGGAUAUAGCAACUCAAGUAGCAUGUCCCAGAGAUCUCUUGUGUUGCUGAAAUCAGAUCACAUGGACGAUGUAUCAGAAUUGGAAUAUGAUAGUGAUAUCGAAUAUGCCCAGAGCGCUCUUUCUCGAGACAAUGAAUCGUUCCAUACCGCAAAGGACUCUGAUGACGAGUAUGGCUUUGGUCAAUCUGAAGUAACAGAUGAUGGCUAUUCUGUGCAAUCAGAUACUACAAGCAUGCUUUCGACAGAAGAUGAGCGUCAUGCUCAAGCCAGCGACGACCCGCAUAUAUCAUAUGCGAAUGAAGGGAAAGCGCCUUCAGUAGUCCCACCUUCGAUUCCUUAUAGUGAUUACCUCAGACGAUACAAAAUUGUCCAUUCUGAGGAUCAUUUUUUACAUCCAUUCAUUUCUCCUCCUAAAGCCCGCUUUGUUGCUCAAAAGGAACAAGAGCAAAGGAGGUGUUUUAGCCAUGAAAGCGCAACCAGAAAUAUGGACGACUAUUUUUCACAGAAAUUUGGUGAUGGUGAUGAAGAUGAGGCAGCGCAUAGUAAAAUAUCCAAUGAUGAGAGAAACGAAGUGAUAGCAACGACAAUUAUUGAAGCCACACGUCCUGUUACUGUACUGGUAACACCUAUACUUGUGAAGAUUGUUCAAGAGCUAGCGGAAGAAAUUAUCAAAGAUGACUGGGAUCUAGAAACGAUGCUUGAUGCUCUUCAAAUGGAGUACGUAGAGCAAUUAACGCGUUACUUGACAAACCAAUACCUUUGUACAAGGUUCGCUGUUGUCCUUCCAGAGACCUACCUGCACUUUAUCCAAAAUGUGACCAUGCCCGACGACUUGCCUUCUUACAAGCAUGGAGGAUCUGUGAUGAAGACGCAAUACAAUUCCAAGGAUACGAUCCUCUGCUCUGCUGAUAUAUUUUUAAAUAGCUUCCACAUGAUUGGGAGUGUAAAGUUUGAAGACUAUGCUUUUGAUGAAAAGAAAAAAAAGAUGGCAGAAUCUAAUAUUGUACUCCAAGAGUCUCGAAUACAUAUCAAUGCAGAUGAAAUGGGAGCCACUGUCCAGUACAUAUCUAAGCAGCGUGAACAGCAAACGAUAGCAUUUGGCAUACCGUAUCAACACUUGCGUAACAAGAGUCUAUAUGACAGGCAUGAUGAUCAUACAUUAGCCAACGAAAUUGUUAUGCUGGAUCUUGUAUUAAAAGGGUUCGAUUUUAAGUGGUUAGGCGCAAGAAAUCCAAACUAUGCAGAUGUAAAGAUAAUCGAUAUUGACACUGUCAUUAUUACCGAAUCGGUAGAGAUACUUGUGGGUGCAGUCUACUCAUGGCUGAUGUUUGUGGAUGACCUCAAGGGAAUUCUCCAAAUGUUCCAAGAACAACGUUCGAGACAAGUACAAGUGUUCAUUAAUGAGCUUGCAGACUUUUCCAUUAGUCCUACUGUAUCUGGUGAUCCGCUCUUUCUGACAACGCCUACAACCAUGUUACGGUUGGGAUCACGUAAUUUUAGAACGGAUGUAGGAUGGAAACUACUCGCUCGCAUGCGGCACUGCCUUCGUUCGAUGCCAGCCAUGACCCGUGAAAAAUUACAGCAUAGACUCACAGCCGGCAAUGAUAUACGUUUAGACUCAGACGCCAUGUUUAACGAUGUUGUGCGCUGUCUAUCUAUCUGGCGUGGUUGGGAGAUUAGCGCAGACGAUAUUAGACAAUGUCGACUCUUUACGCAACCUUUCGAGCAAAAGAUGAAAGUAGUAAACAGUAUAGCAAAGAAAGACAUGACAAAUGAAGCAGUCCAGUUUUUGGUGUCAUCUUCUAAUUUUGCAAACUUUCGGCUUGGAAAGUUUAACUUUGUCAUCUAUGAAGAAGAACUUGAAGAAAAUGGGCAAGAUGACAACAGCUUUUGUGUACAACCUGUUGAAUUUGCACUGGAAUGUCUAUACAAGUCAUCUCCUAUAUCCAGUCUGCCCGAAAUCAAUGAUGGCCACAGUAAAUUGUCUGCAGUAUUGGAAGGCUAUUUGGACAUUGUGGCCAAACUAGAGAUGGGCAAGAUGCAGAUAUCUAUAAAUCCGAUUAUUUUAGCAUUUGCGCGUCAUAUGCUCAUGGUACAGCGUGUCUUUAAGGCAAAGCUACGUAACCUGUCAUCAAAGAACAUGACUGAAGGGAGUCAGAAAUUUUCUUCUGAAACUGCUGGAUCUAUUGACGAGUUUAACUUUGGUUCCCUUUUAAGCAAAGUGGAUAUCGUUGCGCAAACUCUCUGUAGCUUAGAGAGUAUCGAGAUAACAGCACACACGCAAGAACUUAAGAUGGACACCAUCGUGUCCGGCAUUCAAGGUUCCAUAUUGUUUUCCAAUCCCAAGUUAGCGCCUUUGCAAUUAGUGGCACACCUCGAUAAAGACUCGGAUACUGGCUCUGGCAAACGUAGCUCCAAUCGUGCCUCUCGUAGAACAGCAACAGCAGGACCGCGUUUAGUUCUUGAAGCAGCUGGUGGUAUUGAUUCUAUUGGUAUAAAGUUCAAGGAAGAGCAAAAGCGAAGCAGUUUAGAUCCAAGCUACAACACUUUGCUUGAUAUUCACCUGUCAAAGGCUAAUGUCAACGCGAACAUUUCUCAGACGACUAAAUCAUCCAAGAAACAACAGGGAAAAUCAGAAAACGCAAAGGAUGUUCUUAAUGUUUUUUCAAAUAUUCACAAGUUUGACAUCAAGAUUCCUCAAAGCUUAUUACGGCUUUAUGGAUUUUUUGAAUCAUGGCAAACGGAACAAGGUAGACGCUAUCACUUUAUGCUCCAGAACUUGUUGAAAGAGUGGGAAGAACAAAGAAGAGAUAUCCUUGACUAUUCACCUUUGACAAAGAAAGAGCAACCAACUCUUACAUCGCUAAAGAGGCCUGAUAUCAAGCUGCAGUUUUUGUUGAACGAAUUUGUUGUACAGGCUGACCUCUUGCCCUCAUUAAGUAUCGACUAUAACAUUUUGGAUUUCUUCAUCAUGGUGAACGAGACUCAGCAAAAAACCGCACCUGUCCACAUGUACGCCUUCCAGCUGUCAAAACAAGUGAUUCAUUUGAUCACAAAAAAUGCAAAACAGAUACGCCAUGGCAAGCCAGAGAUUAUCAAUGUGAGCACAUUCAGUAUUCCUGGUAUCCGUAGCACAGGCUCUUUGCGUAAUGAAGUAUCCAAUGAAAUAAGCCAUCUCAGACUUAGGUCUAUGAUAUCUGUGGAUUUGAUCUCUAUGACACUUGAUGCAAGCCUCAUUGACUCUUUGCUGACUGCUCAAUCUCUAGUUGGCAAUGAAGUCAGUGAACUUAUCGAAGUUAUCUCUUAUUCAAGCAACAAAAAAGGCGAAGAAACGCCUGUUACUGCAGUCCUGGAAGCAUCCCAGCUGAGCAAGCCUGUAGACCGUGUCUUUAGAUAUACCAUAGACAUUAACCUGGAUGGCUUACGCAUAUCAGCUAGCAGUCCUUCUGCUAUUGGCAUGUUCCACUCAAAUCUUUUAGAAGCAACCAUUUCCAAUGACUGCUUUGAAAACAGCAAUCAGUUAGCUUGGAAGGUUAAAGCAGGUGACUUUUCUUUGUCUGUUGAUCACAAUAUGCAUGAUAUGCCCAAAGAUUCUGAAGAUUGUGAUGUUCAUCGACGUAAUUGCUUGGCCUAUAUCUUGGCUGACUUUAGUGUUCAAAACUCCUUACCGCAAUGCGCUGAUGAGAACUGUGAAAAUAGCAUUCACUACCAUAGUAAUGACAGAGAACUCGAUGCUCUUUUUAUAGAGUUUAUCAAGAUACAAACAGUCAUGCAGCCGAUUGCUUUAGGAAAGCUUGCAGAGAUGUACAUCUAUUACGACUCAGAGCUUAGCAAGAAGAAGAUGAUGAAGAAGGCUGAAAUCGAUCAACUAUCAGUUAACACAAAGCGUAUUGUUCAGACAAUCUCUACCAAAAAUGACUGGUCAAAGACUUUUCCAGAGGAGCCUCAUUCGCUUUUGGAAGGCAGAAUCAUUGGACUUCAAGUGCGCCGUUUGGGUGUUGCUAUUCCUCUUGAUGAGCAGUCAGACCUGCCUUUACCGAAUGUAUCUAAAGAUGUCAGUGCUUUACUGUUCUCUGCAGGGUUUAUAGAAUUCUGUACAAAGAAUAUCGAAAGGAGUACCCUGCAACUGGAAAAUCUGGCGUUGCAGUUUGUCAAGCAAUUUGAUCAGAGCAACCAAGACCACUUCCUUGCAGAAAAUCACGCACGUAUGAAUCAGAUUAGUCUUCCUCGUAUCUCUUGCCACGUGUCCGCUUCAAAUGCAAAGCCUGUACAAGCAAUUUCAGUAAAUGCUCAAAUGGGUGGUUUUGAGAUAGACAUUGAUGGGACCAUAGCAGAGUAUAUCAACACACUGAGCGUUAUCUAUAUGAAAAGCAUGGACCGUGUGGACGUAUUCACUGCAAAGACAAGUCUCAAGUCCAAACCAUCUUCAUUGUCGACUCCUACUGUGGAUACCUCUGGACAGCCGCAUAGCAUUGUUCAUCUGGAUAUCGAAUGUAAGCUUGAAUGUCAGACGGGUACUGUUCGUAUGCAUCCCAAACGCUAUUCUUGGGAUACACAAUUAAACAGUAAACGAAACAAGGGUCUUCGUAUACGUACAGGAUUCGAUGCAAAAACAGGUGAAGGCAAUAUUGUCACGCUCUAUAUCCCAGGGCUCCUUGCGCGCAUUACUUGCCUUACCCCAAUAGGAGCAAGCAAUUUUGCUACUACAAUGCCAAAACGUUUCCAUGCAGAUAUUCUGAUUCGUGAAAGUGUUAACGUACUUCAUCCAGCUCUAGUCCUGUUCCUCUCCGAGGUCUCCACUGGUUUAAAGAUCGGCAUUCAACAAUCGAGCAAGCGCAAGGCAGACAAGAGUGUUCAGGCUGGAAUCGAUACUACCCUCAACGCCUCCAUCUUGAUUCGACUUUCAAAGACUCAACUAGACUUGAGCUGCCAACCAAACUCCAAAGUGGUUUGCUCAUUAGGAUGGCGAGAGAGCGAAUUUUUGAUUAACACAUUCUCAAAAGACGCCACUUCUCAAACCAUGAGCUGCACUGGUUCCCUUAAGGAAAUCACAGCCACCAUAAAACAUCAUUUCUCCCCUGAAGCUUGCUUUCAUUCGAAAAUUGAUCGUAUUAUGCUUAAUGCCGUGCUAACCUCGCAAAGAAAGGAUGGUGAUACAAGCGAUGAUAUAUCAAUUUCAGUUGAACUGCCGAAUAUACUCGGAGAUCUCAAUAUGCGGCACCUUCAAGAUUUGCUAGUAUUAUACAACUGCUGGAUGGUUCAGCCGCUCUUACAAGAAGAGUACGCGGAAGUAGCCAAGGAAGCAACAAACUCGCCUUUAUUGACUUCACCAUUAGACUCCUCUCCAUCGCCAAACGAUAGACGAUCUCCCAACAGUCAUUCCAGCCAAGGAGACGCAGAUGAGCGAUCGUUUGUGCCUUUCUCAAAGCAUAUUGCGAUUUACUUUGACAGGAUGGUGUUGGGCGUAGACCUUGGUCAAGCCAUCGGAAAGAUUACUAUUUGCCCUCAGAACCUGUCUUUCCAGGGACACCAUACACCAUGUGAAUCGAAGGGUGUCAGUUUUACGCUGGAUAGCGUUGACAUUACGGCUGAAGGACGCCUAACGGGGUCUGGAUAUGUCAAACCCAUUACGAUCAAAGGUAGAGUAGAUCAGUCCAAAGAUCAAGAUGAUGUGAAUUCGAAAUCAGUAGCCUAUGUACGGUCUGAAGGACUACAAGCAACAUUUGAGUAUGAAUACCAAAACAUUUUGGAAUGCGUGCAGCAAUCCAUGGAGUUUACAGCAGAGCUUGCGCAUGUAAAUAGUAGGCACGAGCUGCAGGUGGCAAUCCUAUUAGAAGUCCUCGUGGCGCGACUUUCCAUCAAAACUGUGCCUGUGAUUCUUACGAUGGUACAGAGAUUCAAUGAACUCUUGGAAAAGAAAAAAUCAGAAGCUGGUAUGCCUUCUGAUAGCAAGAGUACUUUAUUAGAAGUGCCAAACACGAGUCGAUUGUCAAAGGAAAGACGCCUAAGAAAGAAAAACAAGCAGCCCGUUAUGCAUAGCCAGGUUGCCUUGUUUGUUCAAUUUCUCGAAGUAAUCAUAUAUCCUAGUCAGUUCCAGGAUUCAGACAAUGUGGAUCUGCAGGCAAAACAGCUGACCAUCAAUCUAGAAGAACAUCCACCAGAGGAGGAAGGUAUACGUCGUAACCUGGAAAUUACCCUUGAUAGCGCCGUAUUGGCAAAGAACGUACCUGGGCUUGAACUAAUGGCUCGCUAUAACGAGCCUUUGUCGGCUACUUUAGCGUCAAAAAACCUCAGUGGCACAAAGAUAUUCAAUAUCCCGGGCACAAACAUCAUGAUGAACUCUACACAGCUUGAAUCUAAUAUCGCAUACGAAUUUAGUUCUGACUUUGCAGGUAGAAUAGGCGUGUCACUAAACAUUGGAUUGAUUAAGCAACUCCAAGAAAUGAUCAACAUGUUCAAUAUGCAACUGUCGCGCGUUCUUGAUAAAAAAUCCGAAAAAAUGCACACACUGGGCGACCCUACAACACCUAUCAGUUUGUCAAGUAUCGCAGAUGACUCGGAAGAUGGCGGUAAUACACUAGGCAGUCGAAAGGCAUCCAUGGCGUUAGGUACACCUCGUGUACAACUGAGUGAGGCUAUACCUGAAGAGCAUCAGGCCCAGAUACCUAGUAUGGAAUCAGAAGAAACCAUAGACAGCGAAGCUCCAGAUAUUAAAAUCGCCAAUGAGGAAAAAUACAAUUACGACGCACGAAAGCCGGUAAAUUUCCAACCUCAAUUGCAGAUUAUGGGUGAUGCAACGCCACCAGUCGAAUGGUUAGGAUUAAAAAGAGAAAGGAUACCUGGGCUGGUUCAUGAAAAUAUCGCUUUACACUUGAAUCAGUUGGCCAAGACACUUGGAGAUUUAUUAAAAUCACAAACUCGUUAA